Benincasa hispida (wax gourd) is the source of this 483-nucleotide messenger RNA. RefSeq lists its product as uncharacterized. The record is from RefSeq and is a predicted model, not a curated record. NCBI's taxonomy places the organism in Eukaryota, Viridiplantae, Streptophyta, Magnoliopsida, Cucurbitales, Cucurbitaceae.
AUGCCCAUUGGAAUGUUUCCUUAUGUGCUAGUCUUUAGAAAGGUAUGCCAUCUCCUAUUGGAACUAGAGCACAAGAUGCAGUGGGCCCUAAAAAAGUUAAACCUGGAUAUAGCAAGUGCAGGAAAGGCUCAGAAACUCCAACUGAACAAAUUGGCAGAAUGGCAGUUCACCAUAUACGAGAAUGCAAAGCUCUACAAGGAACGGACUAAAUGGUGGAAUGGCAGUAGGAUUUGUAAGAAAGAUCUAGUUGUUGACCAACGAGUGCUACUUUUUAACUCUCAUCUUCGUCUUUUCCCAAGUAAGCUUAAGUCAAGGUGGCCUGGACCAUUUGUUGUGCAUGAAGUCUUCCCCCAUGGAGCCAUGGAAUUGAUGAAUAAGGAUGGUAGCAAUGCCUUUAAGAUCAAUGGACCACAAGUAAAGCCUUAUUAUGGAGGUUCUGUGGAUCGUGACAAGGAAACCAUUGACCUAGGCAGGCAAGCUUGA